Molecule: messenger RNA, 1365 nt
Organism: Phytomonas sp. Hart1
Lineage: Eukaryota; Euglenozoa; Kinetoplastea; Trypanosomatida; Trypanosomatidae
Source: the annotation of a GenBank genome assembly
AUGACCUGCCGGGGGUGCCCGAACUCGUCGGGGCACCCCUCCCGCCAUGGCCGCCUCUCCGCCGUCGACGGGCCCGUCGUGCGGAACUUCCGCGAGGCCGGCGCGAUCAUCCUCGGGGUUACCAACACAAGCGAGCUCUGCAUGUGGUACGAGAGCUCCAACUACGUCUACGGGAUUACCUGCAACCCGUACGAUACACGCUGCAUUGUGGGUGGAAGCAGCGGCGGCGAGGGCACGGCGGCAGGCGCAGCCUUCAGCGUCUUCGGCAUCGGCAGCGAUAUCGGUGGAUCGAUUCGCAUGCCAUGUUUUUUUAACGGCGUCUAUGGGCAUAAGUCGAGCCCGCAUUAUAUCUCGAACAGCGGGCAACACCCGGGCGCGCGGAGCUCGGCGAACCACUACAUGUCCACCGGGGUGAUCACCCGCUUCCCGGAGGACCUCAUCCCGCUCAACCAAAUCGCCGCCCGCGGGGGGUUUGGAAAGGACCCUGCAAUUUUCCCCCCCGCUCAGCCGCUGGAGAAAGUGGUGGAUUUCAAAAGCUUCCGCCGCCGGCUGCGCGUUUUUGCGGUUGAGGAGUUCGGCGCGCCGUGGCCGGUGCGGGUUUCGGAAAGCCAAAAAGAGGCCGUCCGCGUCGCCGCCGAGGCCCUUUGCACGCAUUUGAACGCGCACGUCACGUACGUGAAUGUGAUCGAUCGACAGAGAUGCACGGCCGGGGAAGUGCCGCCGGAGUUCGCGCCUUUCCCACGCAUCCUAGAGAUGUGGUUCGAUGCCCUGAGCUUCGAUCCGGAGGAGAAUAAGUUCCGCAAGUUGAUGGCCGAGGGCCACGGCAACGAGGACGUGAACUGGUUCGCGGAGCUCCUCCGCUGGAUGUUCGGCCGCUCGCGCCAUACCUUACCCGCUCUUGUCCUCUGCGUGAUGGAGGAAAUCGGGGAUUGGUUGGCUUUCUGGCGUAACCCCCACAAACCCACCUCCUGCAAGACCUUCGAGUCCUUCAAGACCGGCCUCGAGACGCUUCUCGGGGAGGAUGGGAUUCUGCUCACCCCGACCUUCCCCACCGCGGCCCCCCGCCAUCACGCCCCGAAUUGGAACCCCCUGCAAUUUCAAUACACCGCGGCCUUCAACGUCCUGCAGUUCCCCGCCACGACCUGCCCGAUCUGGCUGGGGGCGGAAAUGAAGGACGCCGCGCGGAGCCUCUCCUACUUCGAGGCCCGCGCGGCGGGGCUGCCGAGGGACUUCCACCUGCCGAAAGGCGUGCAGGUCGUCGGGGCGACCCACCAGGAUGAGCUCUGCAUUAGCGUCGCCAUCGCGCUGAAGGAGAUCCUGGGGGGGUACCGCUAUCCGGGCUGGGCUCACCUGAAGGGCACGUGA